UAAUUACGCUUCCAUUGAAUUAUAAAAAAAAAAAUUGUAUCAAGCUUAACUGUCUCCAUAAACCUCUCCCCAUCAUCCAAAAGCCCUAGCGGCCUACACAGAAGAACUCAACACAACACAGCAACCUCAAAUUUCUUCUUUUCCUUACAAGAACAGAAGCACACCAGAAAAUCUGUCUUAAGAAAGAUUGAAUUUUUCUUUGUCCUCUUAAGGGAAAUAAAAUGGAUGAAAGAGAAAGCAGCUCACUUGUACCAGAAUCAGUCAUGGGCUCUGCUAAGACUACCUUGGCCGACCUCGAACGAGUACAGACCCACUUGCUUCAGUUCCUCUCUCUCUCUGACCCGGAUGUCCUCGCUGAGACGCCCCCUCUCCAACGCGCUCAGUCUCUCUUUCUGCUUGCCAAGGCCACUACUAUUCUUUUCUCAUUGAGAUUGAGAUGCAGUGGAAUUGACCCAGAUGAGCAUCCAGUGAAGACGGAGCUUGAGAGGUUGAAUUUGUACCAAGACAAGCUUGAACGGUCCAUAGAUUUGAGUAAAGCACCAUUGAAAUCUUCUGCCACCUUAAAUUACCAGGCUGCAACCCGUUUCAUUGAGCAUUCUCUGCCUGACCUUACCUCUGAACAGAAGAAAAGAAUGAGAGCUAUCAGUAAAGGAGAAGGAACCAGGAUAAAGUAUUUGGAGAGGAAGAUCCAAAAGAAGAGGAAAUAUCAGUCAUCUGAAAAACAUUCAGUCCAAACAGCUGCCUCAGAAUUUCUUGAAAAAGCAGCACGUGAGCUUCUUGGUGAUAAUGCAAAUGGUUUUAAGGGACCGAUGCAAAUUGACGCGUUAGAUGAUGAUGAUCUGCAUGUUGGCUGAUAUCCUAAUUUGUCCUGGUAUAUAUUGCUUUUGUAUUAAGGAUUCAUUUCUCAUAACCUUUUUGGUUUCAUUUUCAUCAUAUUAUUGUUAUCUUAAUGUUCUCAAAACAUGCAUGGAAAAGGUUCAAUUUGUAGUUGCUGAUAGCAAGAGUGUCUUGGCUGCAUAUAUUACCUCCUUAACUGUGAAUCUAUUACUUUCUUUGUUAAUUUCAUGAACGUGAAUAACUCUGAUUUUAUUAAUCAAUUAGUUAUAGGCUGUGCAAUUGCUGGAUAUGUGCAACUCAUGAAUACAUUGCUUUGUAGUUUUGUAAAGGGGUCUAAACAAGGCAGUUGCUAAUUAUGCAUGUGAUGAUGUGAAAGAGAAUGUGAAACAAAAGUUGUUGCUUUAUAUGUAUCAAAUAUUACCGCUAGUUUUAGUUCCCAAUGUAUUGCUUUUUUUUAUUAUUGGAAUUAAUUUUUCAUUCAAGCUGAGACUUGAGAGGUUACCUAGGUGUGGAUCACUCUAGUACCUGAAUGAAAACAGUAACAAAAAAUGUCCUUGUUUGGGAAUGGGGUAUAGUGGGUGUAGGUUUCUUUUUAGAUUGCUUGAUAAGAAUAAAAUAGAUUAUCCAUGUUGUAAUGGAAUAUAGAAAAAUAUAAUGUAAUGGAUUAGAACAAGGAUAACCACAAAAUUUUCUACUAUCCUAUACUUAUAAUAAAAUAGUUUCAUUUGGAAAAUACUAUGUUACUGCUUCAAUACUAUAGAAAAUAUUCAAAUCCCAAAUUUUAUGGCAUAGUAAUGAUUAUAAUAUUGUUUUUUUUAAAUAUAAAUUUUAAAUAAUAGUUAAGAAGAGAUGUGUUGUCUAAGCCUUUUAUAUGAAUAAAAAAUAGUAAAUCUAAAUUCAAAAAUUUUAUUAUAAAAAAAUUUUAGUAUUAACAUUUUUAUAUAAAAAAAUGUUGGAAUGGAGCAAGAAGUAGAAAACUGUCUUCCACAACUGAACACGGGCGUUAAUGUUGCAAAUCACUAGCUAUAUAUACAUUAUCUGGAUGUGCAACUUUUUCUGGCAACAUUGAUCAAUUGUGCUGUUUUUGAGAAGUACCAGGUUAAAGACCCACUAGGAUCUUUGCAUUUGAGUUUCCUCAUGUUUUGAGGACUGCUGCUGGUGUUUGUCAUCUGCUUGAGUGGUAUUGAAUGGUGCUUUGGCCUAGUUGUGAAGGAUUGCUUUCCUUGUUUCUGUGGUAAAAACGCAUGCUUUCAGUGUUUGAUAUUAGCACACAGCGUGGACAGAUAAUGGAGGGCUCUGGGAAGUCAUUUGUUUUGUAGAUGAUGUCUAUUAUUAUGCAAUCUGUUAUGCCAUUUCUUUGAAAAUUAUCAAACAUUUACUGGAACUAUUUGUGGAUGAUUGUAUGAAAUAAAUCUGAUUGCCCUCAUGUAAAA
Hevea brasiliensis (rubber tree) is the source of this 2270-nucleotide messenger RNA. RefSeq lists its product as uncharacterized. The record is from RefSeq and is a predicted model, not a curated record. Bases 222 to 854 code for a protein of 210 amino acids. Gene Ontology annotation, biological process: maturation of 5.8S rRNA; regulation of gene expression. Lineage: Eukaryota; Viridiplantae; Streptophyta; Magnoliopsida; Malpighiales; Euphorbiaceae. Gene Ontology annotation, cellular component: nucleolus; exosome (RNase complex). The transcript has 5 exons. Gene Ontology annotation, molecular function: RNA binding; DNA binding.